Messenger RNA from Cadophora gregata, 792 nucleotides. RefSeq lists its product as uncharacterized. The transcript has 2 exons. Bases 1 to 792 code for a protein of 263 amino acids. Lineage: Eukaryota; Fungi; Ascomycota; Leotiomycetes; Helotiales; Ploettnerulaceae. The record is from RefSeq and is a predicted model, not a curated record.
AUGGCUCAGCAAUUCGCAAAAAACCAGCCUUCAGGCUUCAACAACCACAUCAAGAAUGUUGCGCUCGUCGGUGCAGGAGGAACACUCGGAUCCCACAUCCUCAACUCCCUCCUCUCCACUGACAAACACCACAUAACAAUCCUCACCCGCCCCUCCAGCACAUCCACGUUCCCCUCGCACCCCUCCCUAACCAUCACACCCAUCGACUACACCUCCCCCAGCUCCCUGACUAGCGCUCUCACCGGCCAAGACAUCCUCAUCAUAACCAUGGCCGUGACCGCGCCCCCCACCCAAGAACAAGCACUCAUCCGCGCCGCCGCCUCGGCGGGGGUGAAAUACAUCAUGCCCAACGAAUGGGGUCACGAUUUCUCUUUCCCAGGGCUAGUAGCCGACACGCCUAUCCUCGGUGCAAGACUGGCCGGGAAUCGAAAACUGAUUGAGGAUCUGGGCGUGAGUAAAUGGAUUACUGUUACGGGCGGGUUCUGGUAUGAGUAUAGUCUUGCGGGCAUGGAGUUCAGGUAUGGGUUUGAUUUUGGGAAGAGGACUCUGACACUUUUUGGGGAUGGAGAGGUCAAGGUUAAUACGAGUACGUGGGAGCUGUUUGCGGGGACUGUGAAGGCGUUGUUGUCGCUUCCUGUUUUGCAGGAGGAUGGGGAGGAUAAGGAGACUACGCUGUCGAAGUAUGAGAAUAAGCACUGCUAUGUCUCGUCCUUCCGGGUCUCGCAGAAGGAUAUGUUUGAUUCGGUCCUCCGCGUCACGGGUACCAAAAAAGAGGAUUGGACGAUUACGUAG